AUGCCAAUGAAGAAGUCCAAAGUGAACAGGAAUGAGUAUAAAGGGUUUCACCCUUCUGGUGGUGAAGUUCCACGCAUCAAUUUGGACUCGUACACCAGUGACAAGUUUUACGAUGAUUUUGUAAAGGCUCGGAAACCCGUUGUGAUUGAUGGCGUGAUACCUGAGAUUGACCUAUCAAAAUUCCAACCAGAUUCGAUCCUGGAUCUCCUAGGGGGCGAUGAAUUGCUUCUCGUGGAGAAGAAGGACAAAGGUGGAUACGGCAGUGGCACUGAGAGAUUGAAAAUGACGUUUCAGACGUUCAUUGAUACUCUGAAGAGUGGUGGUGAUGACUACUAUCUGACGACUCAGUACGCGGAGGAUGAUCCAGAAGAAGUACACCGUGCGUUACAGCACAAGCUGGAGUUGGAGGAGAGUGAAGAAGAGGAAGAGGAUGAGCAGGAGGAUGGCGAAGUAGAUACGGACUUGUCGAAAGAUGCAUUCUCGGAUGCUGGAUCCUUCGACCUUAACGAUUUGCACGACGAUUUUGAAGACGACGGCCUUGCCGAGGAAUUCGACGAAGACGAUGGGGAAGAUGCAGGCUCCCUGGUGACUGAUAAGCUCCCUGGCGAACCCCUUUACUCAACGGAAGCGGAGUGCCGUAUCCAGGAGUGUCUGCAGAAGCCACUGACGAAGCUCGCUAACAAGAUCCCCUUACAGCCUUCAAUUAUGGACCGGCUUGUGCCACAGCAGAUCAACUUGUGGGUUGGAAAGUACUCAGCCACCAGUGAUGAAUAUACUCCAGACCCGACCUCAAAGGACUAUGGUCUGGGAAGGCGUAUAUUCGGAGGAGGAGUAUCAUCAGGCCUACACCACGACCACGCCGAUAACAUCUACAUCCCUGCCUGCGGCCAUAAAAGGUUCACAAUCUUUUCACCAUUGGACGCGGACAAGAUGUACACUGUGGGCAACAUCCAGACCGUUUACCCGUCAGGUGUUAUUGAUUACAAGAAUGACGAGAAUGCGCCUGGAUGGAGGACUCUGAGAAGCGACAGUGCCAUAGAAACAGCAGUUGCACAGUGGAAGCUGGACCAAGGGUUAGAAAGCGACAAGCAUCCACUGUUUUUACAGUCAAUUGAGCAAGAGGAGAACGCAUUGAAGGACUUUGAGACCAAAGCCAUUGACUCACAAGGUGUCAAGAAGGAUCCACCUUCAUUCUCAAGAAUUCCUGCGGCUUUGGUGCAUUUGGACAAAGUUGAACCAAAGGAGCUACAGAGACAAUUGACCAAAUUCCUAGAAGAUACAUGGCCAGAAUUCUCAAAGGCUCCAAGGUUGACAAUUGACUUGAAGCCGGGACAGAUGCUGUAUUUGCCAGCUGGCUGGUUCCACGAGGUUACGUCUUUCGGCACACCGGAGAGUAAGGACUUCCACAUUGCAUUGAACUACUGGUUCUCUCCUCCUAAUGACGACGACAACGUAUACACCGAUGAGUACUGGGCCCAGGACUUCCAGAGAACGCGUGCCUCAUUCGAGCAUCUGCUCAAGAAGAAUCACAUGUAA
This is a messenger RNA of Williopsis jadinii, 1536 nucleotides long. RefSeq names its product Clavaminate synthase-like protein. Gene Ontology annotation, molecular function: 2-oxoglutarate-dependent dioxygenase activity. The transcript has a single exon. The coding region runs from base 1 to 1536 and encodes 511 amino acids. The record is from RefSeq and is a predicted model, not a curated record. Lineage: Eukaryota; Fungi; Ascomycota; Saccharomycetes; Phaffomycetales; Wickerhamomycetaceae.